Messenger RNA from Erythranthe guttata (spotted monkey flower), 1488 nucleotides. RefSeq names its product 1-acyl-sn-glycerol-3-phosphate acyltransferase BAT2, chloroplastic. Gene Ontology annotation, biological process: phosphatidic acid biosynthetic process. Gene Ontology annotation, cellular component: membrane. Lineage: Eukaryota; Viridiplantae; Streptophyta; Magnoliopsida; Lamiales; Phrymaceae. The record is from RefSeq and is a predicted model, not a curated record. Gene Ontology annotation, molecular function: 1-acylglycerol-3-phosphate O-acyltransferase activity.
AUCUUUAAAAUUUCACAAUUUUCAAAGCAAACAAGGAUUUAAAAAUCACCAAUGUAAGCCAAACAGGCCGUAUCGGCAAAAAUGGAAUUAUCUUUGCAUCUCAAUUCCUCGUGUUCUUCAUCUUCUUCUCCCGCUUCUUCACUUCAUCAUUCAUGCGAAAGGGGGCAGAGGGUUUUCGUUCGACCUUUUAAUCGACCUUGGGCAUCUCAUAACGGAUAUCGCUUCAGAAGCUUCAGCCUUAAACAACCAUUUCAGAGAUAUUCGAGAAAACAUGGCCUUCCACAUGAAACUAUAUGUAGCUCAAGAAAACAAAGUUAUCCAAUCCAAAGCUCUUUGUACCAUGAAGUUGAUCUCAGCACAACACGUAAUGAUCGUGCAUGUAAUGAAAGACGAAAAUUACCACGAGACGUAGCUGUUAGGUCCGAACUUGCGGGUACUGGAUCCACCGCAGCUUCAUAUCCAUUAUCAGAAAUUUGGUUGAAUUCAAAAGUUAGAGGAAUCCUCUUUUACGCUGUGACAAUCUGUGCUGCAAUCGUCUUGUUUGUGCCAAUGCUUCUACAGCAUCCACUUGUGCUCGUGUUUGACCGAUAUCGAAGAAAAUCCCAUUAUCUUAUUGCCAAAUUAUGGGCUUCUCUAACAGUUGCUCCAUUGGUCAAGAUCGAGUACGUGGGCUUGGAUAAUUUUCCCUCAGCAGAUACUCCUGCUAUAUACGUGUCAAACCACCAAAGUUUUUUGGACAUAUAUACCCUUCUGACACUUGGCAGAAGCUUCAAAUUCAUUAGCAAGACUUCGAUUUUUCUUUAUCCAAUCAUUGGGUGGGCCAUGUUUCUGCUCGGUGCAAUUCCUUUGAAGCGCUUGGACAGCAGAAGUCAAUUGGUCUGCCUUAAGCAAUGCAUGGCUCUGGUUAAGAAGGGUGCAUCGGUUUUCUUCUUCCCAGAGGGCACUCGGAGUAAAGAUGGCAAAUUAGGCCCUUUUAAGAAAGGUGCAUUUACCGUGGCUGCAAAAACUGGAGUACCGGUUAUUCCGAUUACUCUAAUUGGAACAGGUGAUAUUAUGCCUGUCGGAAUGGAAGGAACACUUAAUCCAGGAUCAGUGAAAGUUAUUAUUCACCCACCCAUAGUAGGAGAUAACUCAGAUGCCCUUUGUAACGAGGCUCGAAAUAUUAUUGCUCAGGGGCUUAUUAGUCAAUCCUAGAUUUUUUUUAUUGGGUUGUAUUUCGUUCGAUAAUGUAGAAUGUCGAAGAGCAUUGAGAUGGUAUCGUAUGAGUGAAUAAUAUUUACUCAUCUUUUUUCUUCUUCUCUGUUCUACGGUGUAUUUGUCGAUGUCCGAGUAUUCCUAGGCGGUAUUCAGAUAUCGUUUGGUUAGUGAUAUAAGCCGUGAUUAAUUUAAUAAUCAUGUCGUAUUUUAGUGUUUGGUUAGUCUAAUAAUUUACGAGGCAUUUGUAAUUUAUCGUUCGGUUUUCGACAGAUUGCUAACUCACUGUUUUUA